Messenger RNA from Oppiella nova, 612 nucleotides. Lineage: Eukaryota; Metazoa; Arthropoda; Arachnida; Sarcoptiformes; Oppiidae. The record is from the annotation of a GenBank genome assembly.
AAUUCUUUGGUCAUAAUAGUGGAGAUACUGGUGAAACAGCCGUCAAAUAAUUUGCACCAAUGGCUCAUCAAUAUGGCCGCGUCUGACGUUAUUUUGGCCGUCUUUUGUGUGCCCUUCAGUUUCACGGGUGUUAUGUACGGCCAGUGGGUGUUCCCGCACUGGUUGUGUCCCGUCGCACAGUCCACACAAUUGCUCAGUCAUUCAAAGCUUAUACUGUAUUUGUCGUGGAUAUUGGGCUCAAUGUACUCAGCGUUUUGGUUGUCAAACACCAAAACGAAUCCCUUUAUGCUCAAUACGACUAAUCCGAUGGACAACGAGACGUACUAUGAGUGCAGUUACGCCGAAGGGAUGACUGAUUACGAAAUGAAAGUUGUGGUCAUUUACAACUUUGUCUUCACCUAUUUGUUGCCCUUUAUUGUCAUCACAUUCAGCUAUUUAGCGAUCACUAAACGACUAUUAGUCGACCCAAAGACAACCGGUGGACACAUCCUCAGGAAGAAUAAGACCAUUCGUAACAAAGUUAAGGAUGACUUCAAACGAAUAUUUCUGAAGAGAAGAUUAGAGAAGCGGAAGUCAUACCAAAACAGUGAGACAAUUAAUACCAGAGUAUAA